This is a messenger RNA of Eimeria necatrix, 771 nucleotides long. Its product is annotated as SAG family member. The transcript has 4 exons. The record is from RefSeq and is a predicted model, not a curated record. The coding region runs from base 1 to 771 and encodes 256 amino acids. Lineage: Eukaryota; Apicomplexa; Conoidasida; Eucoccidiorida; Eimeriidae.
AUGGCACACUUCACCUUUGUUUCCCUCAUUUCGCUGUCACUGCUCGUCGGACAGGCCAUAGCUCAACAAGAUGCUGUCGCUAAUCCAAAAGCAGAAAAGUUGGACUGUUUGGAAAUGAUGAACGCGCUUAGGACUGCUGCUGGACUUGAUAAAUUUAAAGAUGCCUCGAAAGUCACACAAGUAUUGCCAGCAUAUGGAAACGCUGCUCAAAGAGACGUGGAAGUGGCUGCUGAAACUCUGUGGAAAAACGAGAUCUGCCCCAAAGUCACAGGGGCAGGGUCCUCAACAACUGGCGAGGCUGCUAAAUUAACUGGCACCUAUGCUUACUACCCCGUUGCCGAUGACAAAAAAGACUGCAACGCUGCAGUGGAAUACUGGAAGGGCGGAUUCUCUCUCUUCAAUAAUGAGAUUCCCCCCACAUACGAAAGCGCCAAUAAUCCCUCUGUGUACAGUGACAGGGCUGUGUCUUUCGUUGCUUUGUACAACCCUCAACCCGAGCCUGUUGUUAGCUGCGUAUUCCUCCAAUGCCCGCCUCCGUCAGAUACUACCCCUGGCGAUGGACGCAGACUCUCGUCUGCCUCCACCACAGUUGAUGCCAUCAUUUGUCUGACGAAUCCCGCUGCACUAAACGCAAGUGCGGCACCAUUCAAAGAGGACGAAUGGAACAAAAUUGUCCAGGCUAUAUCUGGCAACAGCGGCGGAGCUUCCUCUGUCGGCCCUUCAGUUGCCCUUGUUUCUGCGGUCGCCAUCUCCGCUUUCGCUCUUUUCUAG